Messenger RNA from Aspergillus calidoustus, 873 nucleotides. Lineage: Eukaryota; Fungi; Ascomycota; Eurotiomycetes; Eurotiales; Aspergillaceae. The record is from the annotation of a GenBank genome assembly.
AUGUCCGUCCCAAUGCAGCAGCUGGCAAAGGCAUGCAUCCCAGCGUACACUUGCCCACCGGGCACGAAAAUGCAUCUGCUCAACCUGGGCACGCUGAACGUUGACGACGCAUGGCUACUUCUGGGCGCGAAUGGCAGCUCGGUCAGCAACCCAAAUCCUCCGAGUAAACGGAGAGAUUUAAUGCUUAUCGCUGGCCUGAUCGAUCAUCCGGAAAUGGGCCUGAUACUGUUCGAAACGGGAAGUGCAGAGGAUGUCACCAGGCAAUGGGGCCCAGAAGCCGUGGAUCUCUUCCCUCGAACGCGAUAUGAGAAACAUCAUCGUUUACCAGAUGCCAUAUCGGCCGCUGGUUACGAUAUCAAAGACGUGAAAGCCAUCGUAAUGGGCCAUCUGCACCUGGACCACGCUGGAGGACUGGAGCAUUUCCGCGGCACUGGUGUCCCCGUCUACGUGCACGAAGAAGAAUUCAAGCACGCAUGUUGGGCUGCCGGGACCAACUCUGAUGGUGGGCUGUACCUGGGCGAUUAUCUCAAGCUCGACGGCUCGAUCAACUGGCAGACCUUCAACGACCAGCAGCUGGAUCUCUUCACGGGGAUAACCCUCUACCACUGUCCAGGACAUACACCGGGUCUAUGCAUCAUGCAGGUCAAUCUCUCAAAUGAUGGGACCUUUAUCUGGACCACCGAUCAGUAUCAUAUCCGAGAGAACUAUGAAUUAGACCAGGCACAUGGCUGGCUGAUGAGAGACUACCGGAAAUGGGUGGACAGUGGCAAGUUCAUCCGACGGCUACAGAGGAUUUUCUCCGCGACGUUGAUCUUCGGACAUGACUACGAGACGGCGGCGCGUCUGAUUGAAGCAAAAAAGGCUUACGAGUAG